AUGCCCGCCCUUGACGGUAUACGCGUCCUUGAACUCGCCGGCCUCGCGCCCGGCCCUUUCGCCGGCAUGAUGCUAGCAGACAACGGAGCCAGCGUUAUUCGCCUUGACCGCGUCAAUCCACCUCACCAACCCAGUCCCGACGUGCUCAUCCGUAACAAGGCCUCGAUCCAAAUAGACCUAAAGACUACAGGUGGAAAGGACCUGUUCUUACGGCUAGUCAAACAAGCUGACGUCCUAAUCGACCCUUUCCGACCCGGAGUCCUCGAGAAGCUCGGCCUCGACCCAACAAACGUGCUACUGAAACUCAAUCCCCGCCUUAUCGUUGCCCGCCUGACCGGAUUUCGACGCGAUGGGAAAUACGCUAAGAUGGCCGGGCAUGAUAUCAAUUACCUCGCUGUAUCGGGGGUUCUGUCCAUGCUGGGUCCAUCGCCGCGUCUCCCGCCAGACGGCCGGCCGCUGCCUCCAACGCCUCCGGGGAAUAUCCUCGGCGAUUUCGCGGCUGGAGGCCACAUGUGUGUUACUGGAAUCGUGAUGGCGUUGUUUGCUCGAUCUCGCACCGGACAGGGCCAGGUUGUUCACGCUAAUAUGGUGGACGGGGCGAACUAUCUUGCUACCAUGCCGCGGAUUUCGACCAAGAUUCCUGGCCAGUGGGACCGUCCUCGUGGGGAGAAUCUGUCGGAUGGAGGAUGUCCGUAUUAUAAUGUGUACGAGUGCAAGGAUGACGGGAAAUAUAUGGCUGUUGCUGGGUUGGAGCCGCAGUUCUUCGCAGAGUUGAUUAAGGGGCUAGGGCUAAGUGACCGGCCCUGGAUGGCGAAGAGGGAGGAUCGCGCUGUUUGGCCUGCUAUUGCAGAUGCAUUCCGCAGGAGAUUCCGUGAGAAAACACGCAAGGAAUGGGAGGCAGUCUUUGACGGGAGUGAUGCUUGUGCCACGCCGGUGUUUACCCAUGCAGAGCUGGAGGCCGCUGGGUACGAGCAGCGCCCUGGAGUGACACUGACGGGGACGCCAGCACUGGAUAGUGGACCAGGGUCAGGAUGGGAUGUGGAGGUAUUGGGUCUUGGGGAGGGCGGAGAGCAGGCGUUGGCGCAGUGGAUGGGGUGGAAGAAGGGGAGGGAUUAUGCACUGGCCAACGGGGGUUUGCAGGUUAAGGAUGCCUCUAGAUUGUAA
This is a messenger RNA of Aspergillus puulaauensis, 1164 nucleotides long. Its product is annotated as CaiB/BaiF CoA transferase family protein. The record is from RefSeq and is a predicted model, not a curated record. The transcript has a single exon. Bases 1 to 1164 code for a protein of 387 amino acids. Gene Ontology annotation, molecular function: catalytic activity. Lineage: Eukaryota; Fungi; Ascomycota; Eurotiomycetes; Eurotiales; Aspergillaceae.